This is a messenger RNA of Didymodactylos carnosus, 306 nucleotides long. Lineage: Eukaryota; Metazoa; Rotifera; Eurotatoria; Philodinida; Philodinidae. The record is from the annotation of a GenBank genome assembly.
AUGACCUCAACUUAUCGUCCUAAUGAAAGUAAACGAGAAGAAUUCCGACGUUAUCUUGAAAAAGGUGGUGUGAUAGAUGCCAUCACCCGUGCUUUAGUUGCUUUGUACGAAGAAGCUGAAAAACCGAAUAAUGCAGCAGAAUUUGUUCGACGUUUUAUGGGUGCUGCUGGUCCAGAUUCUGCCGAAACAGAAAGUUUAAAAAAUGAAGUUAUGGUAUUAAAAGAAAAAUUGGAUGAGACAACGCGUGAAAAUGAAAUGUUAAAAGAACGAUUACAGAAAUAUGAAAAUAGUGAAAAGGGACAAUAG